AUGGAAGAAGUGUUAAGCAGAGGAAUAACUCAAUUCGUUCACUCUGAAAAAUUGCAGCCAAUGGUAAACAGAAAAGGUAUUCACCCUAUUCACUUGAUGUUUGCUGAUGAUGUUUUCAUAUUCACAAAUGGUUCUAAAAGGUGUUUAAAUAAUCUUCUUCAUUUUCUUAAACAAUAUCAAGAUAGUUCUGGUCAGAUCAUAAAUAGAAGUAAAAGCAAAUGCUUUGUAGAUGGUUUCACUCCAGAGAGAAAACAACAAGUAUCUACUCUAUUGUAUAUGGAUCUUACAUCUUUUCCAAACAAGUACUUGGGUGUUAUUCUAAUGCCAGGAAGAGUGAAAUCAUCAAUUAUAUGGCCAGUAGUUGAAAUGAUGCAGACAACAUUAGCUAGAUGGAAAGGAAAGUUAUUGUCUUUUCAUGACAUACUGAUAUUAAUCAAGUCAGUGUUGUCCAGUUAUCCAGUAUAUUCUAUGGCAAUAUAUAAAUGGCCAAAAACAAUCAUCAAAAUCUGA
Papaver somniferum (opium poppy) is the source of this 510-nucleotide messenger RNA. RefSeq lists its product as uncharacterized. NCBI's taxonomy places the organism in Eukaryota, Viridiplantae, Streptophyta, Magnoliopsida, Ranunculales, Papaveraceae. The transcript has a single exon. The record is from RefSeq and is a predicted model, not a curated record. Bases 1 to 510 code for a protein of 169 amino acids.